Molecule: messenger RNA, 909 nt
Organism: Geosmithia morbida
Lineage: Eukaryota; Fungi; Ascomycota; Sordariomycetes; Hypocreales; Bionectriaceae
Product: E3 ubiquitin-protein ligase CCNP1IP1
Exons: 4
Coding region: 1-909 (302 amino acids)
Biological process (GO): reciprocal meiotic recombination
Cellular component (GO): synaptonemal complex
Molecular function (GO): ubiquitin protein ligase activity
Source: RefSeq, a predicted model, not a curated record
AUGGAGCAUGUGCUAGCGUGCAACAAUCUGAAAUGUCGGAGUCAAUUGACCCACCAGGCUCUUGUCACAACUUGCAGAUCUGAGCUCCCGACUCCUCAGGAUGCCACUAUCACAAACCUGAAGCCCACCGAGGAAUACAAGACCAGUGUCCUCAGUGGACUCAGUCCAAAUAUCAUCAUGGAGUGCGCGGGCCGCGCUCUAAGCUUCUGGGCAUAUCAGACAACGCAGGACAUAUAUUAUCAUCAACAUCUAUACCAGACUUUGGCGGACAAAUAUUCCGAUCUCCAUGUGCAUUUGGAAAAGACGAUGAAUGAUUCAAAUGCACAAAUUGAGAGACUCCAGGAGAAAGUGAACGCAAUGGCCGCUGAGCAGGAAAACGUGCGUCGAAGGAACGAGGAUAUCUCACAAGCUUACAGAGAAAAGUCCAAGAGGCUGUUGCAGGUCCAAGAGCUAUAUGACAAGGUCAAGUGCAAGGCCGAAAUGUUUCACAUCGAACAUGCAGCAUCCGAAGCUGUCGCCUCGACUGUCCAUAACACCACUCAUCAAGCAAACGACUGCUACAUUGGUUCUGAGCAUGACCGCAGCCUUCUGAUCAAGAACGAUGAUAUACCCGUUUACAAAAAAGCUCACUUUAGCUCUGCAGGUGGCAUGGGCUCGCAUCGUGUAAGCCACAUACGCCACGAUGGAAAGGAGCACGGGUUAGGGGCAGGGAAUCCUCACCAAGAAACCUCAUCAACACCAUCUGGCGGUAGGACAACAAAGAGAAUAGGAUCUACGACAUUGAUGGAAGGUUACAAUCUUGACAGGUAUGCGGGGCCGGCCGUACAUGGGCGAAACUCGGGUCAAAACGACCAGCUGAACAACGCUACGAACUUCGUGGGCAAUCAAACUGCUCUACCUGGUAUCUGA